AUGCCAGCUAAAGACGAAGUGCCCGAGACCUCAAUCCUCGAUCGCGCGAUCAACGACGCGUCCGACGAGACGCUACGCGUGGUUCUCAAAUCCAUCUGCGCGAAAAACGCCGAAGCCCGCAAAGAAGCCGAGAUUCAACUGCUCGUGAUGGCACCUGAUUCCAAAGAGAACUCCGCCAGCAAUAAGAGGCUUGUUGCGCGUUACGCGUCUUGCGUCAAUUGCGAGAAGGAAUUCGAUGUCACGACCAAUACGGAGAAGGCCUGUCGAUAUCAUCCCAAGAAAAAUGAGCCCACCGGUGAAGACCUUUAUGUUGACAAUUGGGAUGAAUUCGACGUGGACACCGAUGAAAUGCGGGAGGAAUUUCCAGAGUGCUUUACGUUUGGGUGCUGUGAUGGAAAUCUCAGAGAUAACCCUCAUGGGUGUGUGACCGACUUCCAUCAGGAACAGUGUCCUGACGGGGAGCCAUUGAAGAGGCCCAGGGCCCUUUGA
Penicillium coprophilum is the source of this 489-nucleotide messenger RNA. RefSeq lists its product as uncharacterized. Lineage: Eukaryota; Fungi; Ascomycota; Eurotiomycetes; Eurotiales; Aspergillaceae. The coding region runs from base 1 to 489 and encodes 162 amino acids. The transcript is spliced from 2 exons. The record is from RefSeq and is a predicted model, not a curated record.